UGGUGCCCGUGGCCGCCGCGGCCUCCGAUCGGCGGGCAACGUUAACCCCUCCGGGAUCGCAGCCGGGGCUUCGCAUUAACGCAAUGCUUUAAGUUUUACAUUUUCUUUCGUUAGUUUGGAGCGGGACAGACGAAUCGGAAUUCCUGAAAUAGAAUUGCACGUCAAUAAUUCCAACCGGUUGUGUACAAAGCGCGCUCCGCGUUAUUUGAAUUAAAUCCUUUUUGCAAAACGAGUCGCUCAGUAAUCUCUGCCCCCCCCCCCCCCCCCAUCGCCCGUCCUUGCUCGGGAGUAGGGUCGCCACAUCAUGUCCAACAGCCCCAAGCCCCGCCUGGUCUCCCUUUCCCAUCGCAAAGUGCCUCUCACCCCGUUCGGAUGCCUCUGGAUUCCGUGUAGCAACCGGUUCGUCUGCUUGGGGACAGCCUCCGGCUCCGGGAUACCGGGCACCGGGAUAAUCGGAGUGUACGGGACAGCGAGCGGGGAGAUCAGAGACGUGCUCACGAUUGAAAAGCCUCGAGCCUUCCGAUGUGGCACAUUCGGAGCUACCAGUCUGCAGCACAGACACCUGGCAACGGGCGACUUUGAUGGCAAUCUCCACAUCUGGAACCUGGAAACACCUGAGGCUCCCCUCUACUCAGCGAAAGCACAUCAAGAAAUCAUUAACUGCAUUGAUGGUGUGGGCGGACUGGGAAUUGGUCAGGGAGCCCCGGAAAUUGUCACCGGAAGCAGGGACGGGACGGUCAAGGUCUGGGACUCCCGGCAGAAGGACCUUCCUGUCGCCAACAUGGAGCCUGCGGGGGGAUUCAACAGGAGAGACUGCUGGACGGUUGCUUUCGGUUACGCGUGCACUCAGUGGGACCGCUGUGUUUGUGCUGGAUACGACAACGGGGACAUAAAACUGUUUGACUUGCGGAACAUGGAGGUUCGCUGGGAGAGAAAUGUCAAGAGUGGGGUGUGCUGCGUGGAGUUUGAUGGGAAGGACACGAGUUUGAAUAAACUGGUGGUGACCACGCUGGAGGGAAGGGUUCACGUCUUCGACAUGCAGAAGUUCAACACUAACAAGGGCCUUUCAUGUCGGAGUGAGAAGCCAUACAAAUUCACAGCUUGGACGGUGAGGCACCUGCCUCAGAAUCGAUCCAUCUUUGUAACAAGCGGAGGAGCUGGCAGUCUGCACCUGUGGAAACACGGUGACUCUUCAACACUGUUUGAAAGGACUGACCAUGAACGAGAGGACAAAGAUUCAACAAGUCCCACCCUCUUGAACAGCAUCUCCCUCUCCUCACAACCCAUUGGGAGCCUGGAUUGGAAUACUGACAAGCAAGGCCUCUGUAUCUCUGCAUCCUUUGACCAUAAAGUCCACAUCGUCAUCGUUGCAGACCAGCAGGGCUUCUAGAUAGAACAAUAGGCAGCUUAGGAGUUGGUGGCAGUUGGAACAAUCUUUAUUACUUGAAGCUUCUUUGCUAAGUUGACAAUGUUUUUUUUGUGAGUGAAAGGCCCUCAGGUGUGAGGUGUCAGAAGUGACAAUACUGUAUUUUGUUAGCAGGAAUUUACACUGUAAAAGAGUUGAGAUGAACUGUAUUUUUCAAUGCAAUGGCUUCUCAUCUCAUGUCACGCUGGUUCCUUGGUUAAAUAAACAA
Pristis pectinata (smalltooth sawfish) is the source of this 1634-nucleotide messenger RNA. RefSeq names its product dynein axonemal assembly factor 10-like. The record is from RefSeq and is a predicted model, not a curated record. Gene Ontology annotation, molecular function: ubiquitin binding. Bases 305 to 1390 code for a protein of 361 amino acids. Lineage: Eukaryota; Metazoa; Chordata; Chondrichthyes; Rhinopristiformes; Pristidae. The transcript is spliced from 8 exons.